UUUCUCCUCUUUUUGCCUCUUCUCCUCCUGGCCUUUUCCAUCCCCUUCCGGCGUUUAAUCGGAGGGUGCGCCUUGUCUCCCUCCCCCCCAGUCUGGCCAAAAAGGUGGUCUCCACAGUGGCAGUAUCAGUGGACUUGGUUCUGGCCAAGAAGGUGGUAUCUACAGUAGCAGUAUCAGUGGAUCUAGUGUUUGAUCGCCAGGGGGGAGGGGAAUUCAGCAUCACGUGGCGGGUGGGCGACCUUUGGAGCCACACGGAGAGGGGCAGAUGUGCCGACAUCUCACGCGCUGCAGUGGUGGUUGAGGGGUUCCAAAACGGCGAGCCAAUGGCGGUGUGCCAGCUGGCGGAAGGUGUGAAGGAGCACCGCUUUGGAGGCGGGCUGAAGCCUGUGGAGCAGCAGUGGGUGGUGGGGCAGAUAGGGGAGUUUCUGGGUAUUGGGUUUGGGGGUGUUCUGGGGGUGGAUGAGGAGGCGAGCAGGCGAGGAGGGAGGAAUAAUUGGAGUGAUGAUGAGGAGUGGUAA
Molecule: messenger RNA, 518 nt
Organism: Closterium sp. Naga37s-1
Lineage: Eukaryota; Viridiplantae; Streptophyta; Zygnematophyceae; Desmidiales; Closteriaceae
Source: the annotation of a GenBank genome assembly